AUGGUUCUUCUGCUGUCACAUGAUCACGAGUUUACUAAGUUGUACGCUGUAAUGACACACGAUGACGGCCAUAAUGGUGUUGACACAUCGAUGACUAAGAUCAGAUCACAUUAUUGGGUGGUGCGACUUAGGCGGUUAGUAACCAGUAUAAGACAUAGCUGUGUCCGAUGUAGGAAGUUUGAAGGUGAAGAGAUAAGGCAGCAAAUGGCACCCUUGCCCUUGCAGAGGCUGAAACCUUUGCCACCUUGGAGCUCGGUAGGAUGUGAUUUGUUUGGACCACUGAAAGUCAAGGGAGAAGUCCAAAAGCGAGUGAGAGGCAAGGCCUACGGAGUAAUAUUCAAUUGCCUUGUUACAAGAUCAGUUCAUUUAGACUUGAUGACGGAUUAUAGUGAGGAUUCCUUUUUGAAGGUGUUUAGACGGUUUGUAUCCAUAAGAGGAUACCCGAAUGAAAUAUUCAGUGAUUGUGGCAGUCAACUAGUCGCAGCAAAGGAGAGUAUCAAAGGGUUCGGAGUUCGUCAUGGAGUUGAGUGGACAUUUUCCACACCAGACGCACCGUGGCAGAAUGGUGUCACCGAGAGUUUAAUUCGAGGAGUUAAGAAGUCGUUAUUCCAUGUCAUAGGAGAGCAGGUGUUGUCGUACGAGGAGUUGCAGACAGUGCUUUAUGAAAUUGCAAACUUGAUGAAUGAGCGACCUAUUGGCAAGCAUCCUACGAGUCCAGAAAGUUACUUAUGUCCAAAUAAUCUUCUCGGACGUUCAUCUGUGAGACCUCCAAGUGGACCCUGGUGUAAGCUGGGUAAUAAUGCACAAAGAUUGAGAUUUGUUCAGAGAUUGACUGACCAAUUCUGGCAGAAGUGGGCACAGGAUUACUUUCCUACACUUAUCGUGAGAAAAAAAUGGCAUGUGGAACAUCGUAAUUUGAAGGGAGAUGUUGUGGUUAUUAAGGAGGAGAACGUGAAGAGAGGACAGUGGCGACUUGGUAGAGUUUCUGAAGUUUAUCCAGACUCAAGAAGAUUGGUGAGGAGUGUCGAGUUGAAGACUACUAGUGAAUCAGGAAGGUCGAGCCACGUGAAGCGAGCAGUGCAGAGACUGAUUUUGCUGAUAACAGUUGAAGAACAAUAG
Messenger RNA from Anneissia japonica, 1119 nucleotides. RefSeq lists its product as uncharacterized. The record is from RefSeq and is a predicted model, not a curated record. NCBI's taxonomy places the organism in Eukaryota, Metazoa, Echinodermata, Crinoidea, Comatulida, Comatulidae. Gene Ontology annotation, molecular function: nucleic acid binding. The coding region runs from base 1 to 1119 and encodes 372 amino acids. The transcript has a single exon. Gene Ontology annotation, biological process: DNA integration.